Messenger RNA from Populus trichocarpa (black cottonwood), 2934 nucleotides. RefSeq lists its product as uncharacterized. Gene Ontology annotation, molecular function: protein binding. The coding region runs from base 63 to 2735 and encodes 890 amino acids. Lineage: Eukaryota; Viridiplantae; Streptophyta; Magnoliopsida; Malpighiales; Salicaceae. The record is from RefSeq and is a predicted model, not a curated record. The transcript is spliced from 13 exons.
CCCUCCUUAUCACCUUUGGCUACCAGCAAACUCUCUCUUAAACCCCUCUUAUCCAAAAAAAAAUGUUUCUCCUCUCUCUCCAAACUCCACUUCCUUUCAAACCCCGCCACUCCCUCCCCUCUAAAAACGGCGUCGUUUAUGCCUCUACCUCAGCAACUGCGCCGAAAAAAUCCAGGCGAAAGAAACCACCAAAACAAAAAAACGACAAUGGCUCGCCGCUCUCCGUCGUCGUUUCCGCAGAGGAGAAAAACCUCCGGUUCGCAUUCAUGGAAGAGCUCAUGCACCGCGCGAGAAAUCGCGACUCGAACGGCGUGUCGGAUGUCAUUUAUGAUAUGAUCGCUGCUGGUCUCUCCCCUGGACCCCGCUCCUUUCACGGUCUCAUUGUUGCUCAUACUCUCAAUGGUGAUCAUGAAGGCGCGAUGCAAUCGUUACGAAGAGAAUUGAGCGCAGGACAUCGGCCGCUGCACGAAACAUGUAUAGCGUUAAUCCGGUUGUUUGGAUCAAAAGGAUUUGGUACUAGAGGGUUAGAAUUACUAGCGGCAAUGGAGAAAUUAAAUUAUGAUAUUCGGCGCGCUUGGAUACUUCUUGUUGAGGAGCUUGUGAAGGGAAGAUUUAUGGAGGACGCCAAUAGAGUGUUUUUGAAGGGAGCAAAUGGCGGAUUGAGAGCUACGGAUGAGCUUUAUGAUUUGAUGAUUGAGGAGGAUUGUAAAGUUGGGGAUCAUUCUAAUGCUUUGGAUAUUGCUUAUGCGAUGGAGGAAGCGGGGAGGAUGGCAACGACUUUUCAUUUUAAUUGUCUUCUUAGUGUGCAGGCUACUUGUGGAAUACCUGAAAUAUCUUUUGCAACAUUUGAGAACAUGGAGUACGGAGAAGACUAUAUGAAACCCGAUACUGAGUCGUAUAAUUGGGUGAUUCAAGCAUAUACCAGGGCUGAAUCCUAUGACAGGGUGCAAGAUGUUGCUGAAUUGCUUGGCAUGAUGGUUGAAGACCACAAGCGUAUACAACCUAAUGUGAAAACUUAUGCGCUGUUAGUGGAGUGCUUUUCCAAGUACUGUGUAGUGCGUGAAGCUAUUCGGCAUUUUCGUGCACUUAGAAAGUUUGAAGGAGGAACAAAAGCUUUGCAUAAUGAAGGGAAGUUUGGGGACCCACUUUCUUUGUAUCUUCGAGCUUUAUGUCGAGAAGGUAGGAUUGUUGACUUGCUGGAAGCUUUAGAAGCCAUGGCCGAAGAUAACCAACCUAUUCCACCAAGGGCCAUGAUAUUGAGCAGAAAAUAUCGGACAUUAGUUAGCUCAUGGAUCGAACCUUUGCAAGAAGAAGCUGAACUUGGAUACGAGAUUGAUUACGUUGCUAGAUACGUUGCUGAGGGCGGGCUUACUGGUGAGCGCAAGCGUUGGGUGCCUCGAAGAGGUAAAACUCCUCUAGAUCCCGACUGUGAUGGAUUUAUAUACUCAAACCCUAUGGAAACCUCCCUUAAGCAAAGGUGUCUUGAGGAUUGGAAGGCUCACCAUCGAAAGCUUUUGAAGAUGUUACGAAAUGAAGGACUUGCAGCUCUGGGGGAUGCAUCUGAAUCUGAUUACCUUAGAGCAGAGGAGAGAUUGAGGAAAAUAAUCAGAGGUCCAGACCGUAAUGUUCUUAAGCCUAAGGCUGCUAGCAAGAUGAUAGUGUCUGAGUUAAAGGAUGAACUAGAAGCACAAGGUCUGCCAAUUGAUGGAACUAGAAAUGUUCUUUAUCAGCGUGUGCAAAAGGCAAGGAGAAUAAACCGUUCUCGUGGCCGGCCUCUCUGGGUCCCACCUGUGGAGGAGGAGGAGGAAGAGGUUGAUGAAGAGGUAGAUGAACUAAUUUCACGAAUCCAGUUGCAUGAAGGAGAUACAGAAUUCUGGAAGCGCAGAUUUCUUGGAGAGGGCUUCAAUGGCAAUCAUGUUAAGCCAGUGGACAUGGAGACAUCUGAACUUCCAGAUGAGUUGGACGAGGAUGAAGAUGAUGAUGAUGAUGAUGUAGAAGAUGUUGCAAAAGAGGUUGAAGACGAGGAGGCUGAUGAAGAGGGGGAAGUUGAAGUAGAAGUAGAACAAACCGAGAGCCAAGAUGCAGAAAGGAUUGUGAAGGCCAAGGAAGCUGAGGCUAAGAAGCCCCUUCAAAUGAUUGGAGUGCAACUGUUGAAAGACUCUGAUCAAACAACUAGAAUGUCAAAAAAAUCAAGAAGAAGAGCUGCUCGACUAGCUGUGGCGGAUGACGACGACGACGACUGGUUUCCUGAAGAUAUACUUGAGGCUUUCAAGGAGAUGAGAAACAGAAAAGUUUUUGAUGUGGAAGACAUGUAUUUAAUAGCUGAUGCUUGGGGUUGGACAUGGGAGAGAGAAAUAAAGAAGAGGCCUCUCCAGAGGUGGUCACAAGAAUGGGAGGUCGAGUUGGCAAUUCAAUUAAUGCUGAAGGUCAUAGAAUUGGGUGGAACACCCACUAUUGGAGAUUGUGCCAUGAUAUUGCGGGCGGCUAUUAGGGCUCCAAUGCCUUCAGCUUUUUUGAAGAUCUUGCAGACAACACACAGCCUAGGCUAUCAAUUCGGGAGUUCUCUAUACGAUGAAAUAAUCUCCUUGUGUGUUGACCUUGGGGAACUGGAUGCAGCGAUCGCAAUAGUUGCAGAUUUGGAGACUGCUGGAAUUGCAGUCCCAGACCAGACCCUCGACCGAGUCAUUUCUGCUAAACAAGCGCCUGAGAGUGCUGCGGAGGAGACAUUAUCGUAGCUGCAACCUUUUACUCCCUUCUUUUUUUGCUGUAUAGUCUGCUUGCCAAAUUAAAUGCAGCACAUCAUUUUUUGGUGCUGCGAGAUUUAUGGCGUUGAUUUUGACAGCGGAGCACAAAAGUGUAAAAUUAACACAUAAACUAGGAGUAUAAAUUAUUAUUGCAUUGAAGGCAAAUAACACUAGAAAAUCUUUUUGUUCA